Sinocyclocheilus grahami is the source of this 826-nucleotide messenger RNA. RefSeq names its product myelin-oligodendrocyte glycoprotein-like. The record is from RefSeq and is a predicted model, not a curated record. Gene Ontology annotation, cellular component: external side of plasma membrane. The transcript is spliced from 5 exons. Lineage: Eukaryota; Metazoa; Chordata; Actinopteri; Cypriniformes; Cyprinidae. Gene Ontology annotation, biological process: T cell receptor signaling pathway; regulation of cytokine production. Gene Ontology annotation, molecular function: signaling receptor binding. Bases 137 to 826 code for a protein of 229 amino acids.
CACGCAAGGGCUUUGGCAUAACCUCAGCUUUCCUGCUGGAAGAACAGAGAAGAGCAAAUACAGGGACGGAUUUCAAACUGUUAAACAGUCUUUUCCUCUAUAGGCUGGCUGUUUGAGCGAUCACAUAGGCCUAUCAAUGUAUUCAUUAAUAUGGAAUGAUCCUGGAGGUGUUAAAGAUGUGGUUUUCAGAAGGCUUUCGUUUCAUACACCUCAUGUGUUGAUAUUUUUGACCUGCUCUGCAGGGAAGAAACCAGCUAAAGAAAUGUCGUUUCUUGUAGUGGUUCCUGGUGAUCCUAUAGUGGCUCAUGUGGGAUCCACAGGGAUUCUUCCCUGCUGGAUCUCUCCUCCUGAGAACGCUGAAGCUCUGGAGAUCCGCUGGUACCGUCACGAUCAGUUCAACAACCCUGUUCUGCUCUAUAAUCAUGGGAAGAUCCAGGACAUCCAGGAAUGUUUCAGGAACCGAAGCUCUUUGGCUCUGCGGUCAGAUCAGUCUGGUGGACUGAAGGAUGGAGACGUCUCUCUACGACUAGAGAAACUCACAUUUCAGGAUGAAGGUUCAUUUCACUGUUAUGUGAGUGGAGACAGAGAAUAUGGCAGCAAAGUAGUAGAUCUCAAAAUCACUGAGUGGAGUUCUGUCUCAGAUCCAUCUGUUUCAUCAGGUCCGUGGAAGGCUCUUUUCUUCACCGUUCUCAUUGUUCUCAUGUUGAUGCUGAGUUUGGUUGGGUGCCUCUACAAAUACAGAGACAAUCUAACAGGGAAGAAACAACCUAGAACAGUCCUCAUGGCUUUUACACCAGCACUGAUCCACCAGUUAAACUCUCUCUGA